GAAAAAAAUGGACUGCAGAAAACACGAGCACCAAGGCAACAGAGGAGUAUGCGCAUGUUGCUUACGAGAAAGACUCUCUUUAUUACCCGAUACGACGUCGUACUACACCAUAAACCUAUCUAGUUCCUCAACCACCACCAUUUCUCCGGUUAAGGAAUACCACCGACGGUCCGGUUCGAUGACGAUGAUGUCGUUCGCCGUGAGGGAAGCGUUGAGUGGUAAGCUGAUCAAAGAGAGUUUAGGUGGAGGAGGGCUAAAGAAAAGCAGAUCUAUGGCUCAUGUUCCGAGUCAUGAUCCAUAUAAUAAUAUCGUUGGUGAUUCUAGUAGGAGUAAGAAGUUGAAAUCCACCAAGGCUAAGGUGAGUGGAUUUUGGAGGAAGUUGUUUCAUUUGAAAGGGAAAGGCGGUGGCGCCGACGUCGGAGGAGGAUUGGUUGCUUCACGGCAAAGAGUGUAUUAGAGAUUUUAUUUUAUUUUGUUCUUGUUGUUAUGUGUACAUAUCAGAAAAGGUCAAAUGGAGCCGAAAAUGAUAUGAGAACUACUAACAGUCUUCUAAAUAUUGGUUUUUGUCAUUGCUGCAAACCGAAUAUAAACGAAACAUUUUAUUAAA
This is a messenger RNA of Raphanus sativus (radish), 607 nucleotides long. RefSeq lists its product as uncharacterized. The record is from RefSeq and is a predicted model, not a curated record. The transcript has a single exon. NCBI's taxonomy places the organism in Eukaryota, Viridiplantae, Streptophyta, Magnoliopsida, Brassicales, Brassicaceae. Bases 8 to 457 code for a protein of 149 amino acids.